ACAUGUUCGGCCCUCUCAUCCAUCGGUUGAGGACUCUAUCUUGCUGACAUAUACUAGCCUCGGCUUCGCCCUCGGUCCUCUCUGCUGGGCGCCCAUCUCUGAGGUCUGGGGCCGCCGGUGGUCGAUGCUGCCGGCCGUGUUCCUGCUGGGCGUGUUCAGCAUCGGUUCUGCCACCAGCACCAGCCCUGCUGCAUUGCUGGUAACCCGGUACUUUGCCGGCCUCUUUGGCUCUGCGCCAGUGAGCAAUGUCUCGGCGGCCCUUGGGGAUAUCUUCCACAUGCGGGCACGCGGCAUCGCCAGCACCUCGUACGCCGUCUGCGUCGUGGGGGGUCCAACAAUGGGGCCGAUCAUCGGGGCGGCGCUGCUCACAAACCCACGGCUGGGAUGGCGCUGGACUGAGUAUAUCGAGGCCAUAGUCGUCUUUGCCAUUGUUGUCUUGACUUUCUUCUGCCUGCCCGAAAUGUACGCGCCUGUCUUGCUGCAGCGCAGGGCCGCCCGGCUGCGCAAGGAGACAGGCAAUAGCCAGCUCUACCACCCGCACGAGCACCUGCAACUGGACGCGCGCAGUAUUCUCACCAAGCAUCUUGCGAGGCCCCUCGUGAUGCUCGUGAGCGAACCGAUGGUCACUGUGAUUUCCCUCUACGCUGCCUUCACCUACGCGCUGCUCUACCUCACCCUCGAGGUCUUCCCCAUCGUCUUCGAGGAGAUCCGCGGCUGGGCGCCCGUCGACUCGACGCUGCCCUUCCUGGGCCUCUUUGUCGGAGUCCUGCUGUCCUCCCUGUUCAUCAUCUGCGUCGGCCAGCCGUACUACAUCCGCAAGUUUGACAGCGGCGGCGGCCGGCCCGUCCCCGAGGCCCGUCUGAUGCCCAUGGCGGUGGGCGGAUUCUUCUUUGCAGGCGGCCUGUUCUGGUUCGGCUGGACGGCCUCGCCCCCUAUAUCGCCGGCAUCGCCAAUUGUCGCGGCGGUUGUCUUUGGCUGCGGCUUCUGCAUUGUCUUUGGCCAGUGCAUCAACUUCCUCGUCGACACGUAUGGGCCGUACGCCGCCUCGGCCACGGCCUCGGCCACGUUCUUACGCAGCGUGCUUGCUGCUGCCUUCCCGCUCUUUUCACAGCCCAUGUUUCGCAGACUGGGUGUUGGGUCGGCUAUGUCUGUAUUGGGUGGUAUUGCCACACUGGCGGUUCCUGUUCCCUUCCUCUUUAUGAUUUAUGGUAAGCGCCUGCGGAAGAUGUCCAAGUUUGCGCCGUUUAAUGGAUAAUCUCUGUAGACCAAAAGUCAUAUAUAAGUAUGCUCUAAAUAAACUUCACUCUUGAUUGCACUCCAUAGAACCUUAUUCUUUAUGAGUCUGUAAACUCGCCAUGGGGGC
Messenger RNA from Penicilliopsis zonata CBS 506.65, 1363 nucleotides. RefSeq lists its product as hypothetical. The record is from RefSeq and is a predicted model, not a curated record. Gene Ontology annotation, molecular function: transmembrane transporter activity. The transcript has a single exon. The coding region runs from base 125 to 1255 and encodes 376 amino acids. Lineage: Eukaryota; Fungi; Ascomycota; Eurotiomycetes; Eurotiales; Aspergillaceae. Gene Ontology annotation, biological process: transmembrane transport.